UAGUGUUAGAUUUAGAUCAUGGAACAAUACUAACUUAGUCUAGUAUAGUAGUAAUAGUAUACUAUAGACAUAUAGUAAUCUAGAUCUAGAAUAGUUAGUUAUAGUAAUCUAAUCUAGAAAAUAGUGUUCUGUAGUCACAGAUAAAUAAAUAAUAAAAUACUGUAGACAGUCAGUCACAGUGUGAGUGUAGUCUAGAACUAGACUAGAAGAUCAAGAUCUUCAUUCAUGGCAGACGACAUUCAUGUGAGAUUAUGUUUGCAAGAAAUUGUAAAGCUUGAUCUGGAAGCUAAAGCAAUAAUACAGGACAUAAGACAAGAAGCCAAUACUAUGGAAAAGCUUGAUGAUUUUAAUGCUAAAGGUCGACAAAAAAUAUCUGACCUCAGAGUUAAGAUUGCGGAUUUAGAAAGACUUGGUUUGGAACAAGAGUCCAGUAUUGACAAAGAUGAGAUUUUGAUGAAUGUGGAAAGUUUAAGACAGAAAUUGUCCAGAACAGUUAGUAGUUUACGGCAAGCAUGUUUGAUCACUAAAUUGGAAAUUGAUAAGUUAGCUAAAGAGCAAUUGCUGAAUGGAGUGUCGACUUUUAGAAGAAGAAAUCAAGGGAAUAAAGAGACUUUAGUCAAGACAAGUAGCAAUAUCACCGAAAGUUUGAUGGGAUUAAAUCAGCUAAUGGCAGAGCAGGUCAAGCAAAGUGAGCUGAACGUCACAACUUUAGUUAGUUCAUCUGAAGUUGUCAGCGACACACAGGAUGAGUUCCACACAAUGGGAGGUCACAUACAGCACUCUCAGCGCCUUCUUACCAAAUAUGGCAGGCGAGAAUUCACUGAUCGUUUACUCAUUCUGCUUGCUCUAAUCUUUUUUUUUGCCACUGUGCUCUAUAUCGUAAAAAAGAGACUUUGGCCUGUUUAAAGUUGUAUGCUGCAUUAUUUAACAUAUGUUUCGCCCCAUUCAACCAACUAGUUUUACCUCUAAAGUAUGUAGGAACAUCCAAUGCAACAAAACAAAUGUGCUUCAGAAGACAUAGGUGCUUUGACCAAUGUUGUUCAGCCUUUUUAGCAAAUCACCCAUGGUCAAGUCACUGUGUCACUACUGUAUUUCAUACCUAGAAAUACCUAGUACCUGCACAAACAAAUAAGUUGAGAAAAGCAGUUUUCUUUAAACUGGAGGUAGAACAAUAAGCUAAGAAACUUGUGAUAGAGCCUCCAUAAAAUGUUUAUUAAAUAUUGUACUCCACAAUAUGUUUCAAAAUGUUCCUCCUUAAAGCCUAUGUACUGAAAAAUACAGAAUUAUAUACAAAACUAAAUAAUGAAAUUCUUGAAUAUUUUAAUUUAAAAAGAAAUAUAGCAAUGUGAUGUUUAUUUCUUUUAUAAAUUCAGUGUUGAAGUAUUCUUUUUUUUUUUAAGUAUUCUAGUAGAAAAUUUUCAUUUUGAUAAAUCUAUAUGUAGAUACUAGAGUAGUAAGCAAAAUAAUAUUUAAAGUGUGGAGCAAUAUGUAUUGGAAAAUAGUAUCAGGUAUUUUGUUUUUGUUAAAUGUAGUCACAGAUUUCAAUAAAUGACAAUUAAUUGCGAUCGAUGCAAGAUAAAUUAAGCUGGAAUAAAAUGUCCUACUACAUA
Biomphalaria glabrata is the source of this 1610-nucleotide messenger RNA. Its product is annotated as vesicle transport protein SEC20-like. The transcript is spliced from 7 exons. Gene Ontology annotation, molecular function: SNAP receptor activity. Gene Ontology annotation, biological process: retrograde vesicle-mediated transport, Golgi to endoplasmic reticulum. The record is from RefSeq and is a predicted model, not a curated record. Lineage: Eukaryota; Metazoa; Mollusca; Gastropoda; Planorbidae. Gene Ontology annotation, cellular component: endoplasmic reticulum; SNARE complex. Bases 226 to 906 code for a protein of 226 amino acids.